This is a messenger RNA of Symbiodinium natans, 786 nucleotides long. Lineage: Eukaryota; Dinophyceae; Suessiales; Symbiodiniaceae. The record is from the annotation of a GenBank genome assembly.
AUGGGCGGAGGGCAGUGGUCGACGCUGCUUAUCGUUUCCCACCUCGCCCUGUUUGCGCACUUGUUCCUCCAGGGCUGCAACAUAGGAUGCGAAGAGCUCCGCUUGGUGCAGCAAGAGUCGGGGGGCCCUGUCACUUGUGAUCGGGAGCCUUUCGUGAUCAACGGCACGCAGUACCUGGCUGCGGCUUCCUGUCCCGGCCCGUUUUCCCUGAUUCAAAAGUGGGAUGGAACGAGCUUCAGCGAGACCCAGCGCCUCAACAUUGGCUAUGCGUUCGCUGUGCGAUACUUCGAAAUCGGUUCAACACCUUAUCUCGUGUUCAUACGCGUCCAGGACGAUACAUCUCCAAUUUACCGGUGGAAUGGUGUCGAAUUUGUGGAGUUUCAGUACCUGGCGACCGGCCGCGGCGCAUCCGCCUUGGAGGACUUCGUGAUUGACGGUGUGACCUACAUUGCAGUGACCAAGACCGCGCACGCUGUGAAUGUUUACACAUGGAACGGCACCGCCUUCGAUGACUUUCAGGUCUUUAGAACCAACUACGACCCCAGAGCAGUGGCCUACUUCGAGGUAGAUGGCGAGAAGUGCUUGGGGAUUGCUUGCCACGAAGGCGGGGGCAUACAAAUUCACAGAUGGAGCGGCACAUCCUUUGGACUUUGGCAAGAGUUGGAUGCCUUGUUCGCCGUAGACUUGGCAGCCUUCCACAGCAGCGGCGUGUUUUACCUGGCAGUGGCAGAGCAUACGGAGAAUACGAGGAUGUGCGAUAUGCAGCGGAUCAACCUUAGGCAAUGA